Heterotrigona itama is the source of this 5374-nucleotide messenger RNA. The record is from the annotation of a GenBank genome assembly. Lineage: Eukaryota; Metazoa; Arthropoda; Insecta; Hymenoptera; Apidae.
UGCACAAUUCGUUUAUCCUCAGUGAUUAAACAAAAGUGCAUCAGUUGAGGUGAGAUCGCGCGUAAAUCUUGGGAAAUGACUCGAAGAAAAUCAUUUGAUCACCGUUAUCGAAGCGUUUCGAAAUUUCCGGAGAUAAUUCGCAAUCGGAGCGGCGCGGCCUCGCGCACACGUUCAUAGGCGAACAACUUCAAGCAAGUGAAACUGACGUAAGUGCGCGUGCACAGAAUAAACGUAGCCACUUUCACGUUAUUUUUUAUGCGUUUCUGUACGCGCCGCUCGUAUUAGGCCACGUCAAAAUUAAUUUCGUCGUUAGCCGUGGUGCGAUAUACACAUUUUCGAAUGAUCGAAUUUAUCCCGGGGAAAAAUGUGAAGAAUGUAUUGUAGCUGGCUACGUUGGUGCAUCGAGGCCGUUUGACAAGGCAGAUAGCACUCAGCUCAAGUACUAUUUUUAUUCCAGUUGUUUAACCUCAGUCGACACACUCGCUCGGAAAUGUCAUUCGAGGGGAAAUACAACGCGAAAAGUCCCGGUGAGUUCACGAAACCGAUCUUUUUCUGCUUUUCGAUUCGUCCGUUCGUCGUUGCGCUCGCGAUUUACAUCGGACAACAUACGUUCCAUACGUAUUUCUAUGAUUCUACGAAAUCAUUUGUUAUCUAUGAGAAUUGACUCUGCGUUAUCUAUUCAUAUGUAACGCUCUUGCAAUAAGUAUAUUCUUUAGAAUAGUACCAUACGCAGUAUUACAUAGCAUUAUCUUUGCGUUAGCUAACAAAUGAAAUUUCAGCCGUGAAGAGACUGAUGAGAGAGGCUCAGGAGCUCUACGAAGCUACGGAAGAAUAUUGUGCAUCUCCUUUAGAAGACAAUCUUUUUGAAUGGCAUUUCACUGUGCAAGGACCACCAUCCACAGACUUCGAAGGCGGUGUUUACCAUGGCAGAAUUUUAUUACCACCAGAAUACCCUAUGAAACCACCAAACAUAAUAUUGUUAACACCCAAUGGACGUUUUGAAACCAACAAAAAGAUUUGCCUAAGCAUUUCUGGUCAUCAUCCGGAAACAUGGCAACCUUCGUGGAGUAUCAGAACAGCUUUAUUGGCUUUAAUUGCUUUUAUGCCAACACCAGGAAAUGGGACAAUUGGUUCUUUAGAUUAUAGUAAAGAAGAAAGGCAGAAGCUUGCAAAAAAAUCACUAAACUGGCAAUGCGAUACUUGCGGGAAAGUUGUUGAUUUGUUGUCAAAGAAUACAGUCAAAAAACCUAUCACAGUAGAAGAGCAAACUAUGUUAAACACAAUAGCAUUAAAGGCUGACGAUUCACCCACAUCGUCUUAUUUAGUCAAUUCGGAUACUGUAUCGGAGAACCAACUGAGACAACGCGGUAUCGAGCCGAUUAUUAAUGAGACUCAAGAUCGACAGCAAUCUGAUAUCAUAGUAAAUCAACAAGUAGAAACGAUGUCAUCUUCAAACGAUUUAUUUUGGAGCAUUCUGAUCGCUUCCUUAGUAUCAGCGAUAAUUCUACUUGUUUUACGACGGCUAUUUCUUGUUUAAAUUAUUCUAAAUGUAACAAAACGUUAUGACUGUAAGUAUGUUAACAAAACGAAGUAAAUUUUAUACACAUUUUAUGGAACAUUUUUAAACUUAGAAGAUGUCAAAUUUAUACACGCUUAGAAAUAGUCAGAACUUCUCAUAGAAAUAAUAUGUGACAGAAAUUGCAUUGAAAUAUUCACUGUAGUAUACAUCUCUUUCUUUGUCCUUUUCUUAUAUUAAAAAUUAUAAAAUUAUAGAAACUAGUUAUUUUUGCGUAUAAACACGGCAAGAAUUAUAUAUUGUGUUUUUAGUUUGUUUUUUAAUUAGUAGCAUUUAGUUAUCUUUUAGAUGUCUUUUUAACUUUUUGAUAUACAAUAUAUACUUGCAAUGCAUAAUAAAAAGAGCUACAAAUUGCAUUUAACAUACAUACUUAGUUGAUAAUUUACACAUAUAUAUUUGUUUAGUUAUGUGUAAAUUAGAUCAAUGAUACACAAAUGUACUUUCAUCAAAAUCACACCGUAUUUGUACAAAAAAUUGAAAAAAAAAACACUUUUUAAAUCAAAUUUAUUCCACAAUAAAAUCAACAUCUUUUGUGAAAGUGAACUUUAAUUGCACGUCUGUGAAAUUAUAAUCGUGUAUUUUUUUCUUCUUGUUAUAUAGAUGUAGAUAACUCAUGUAUUAGAAUUGUAUAUAACUAAUAUAAAUUUAACAUAAGUUAAACUAUUACGUUGUAUUUCACGAAACUGUGCACAUAAAAAUCAAAAACAAAUACACCAGUUAUAAAAAAAUACUUAACUGCAGUACAAAUAUAAUACCAAUUAUUCUUUCUAUCUUUCUCAAUCCAAAAAUGUACUCCAUAUUACAGAAAUAAUAUAUAUGUAUAUUAUUCACAUAAUAUUAAACUAACGCAUGAUUAAACAUUAAUUUUAAAUGUAUGAAUAAUAUAUACCCAUAUGUACUUAAUCUUUGGUGCACUGUACAUUAUGACUGUUUUAAGUUUCAAGCAUCCGUUUAAAUUUAGAAUUUUUUAAAUUAUAAUUAUACAAAAAUAUUAUGGGACCAUACAAAACAUGGUUUCAUCAUAUUCCUGUGUAAUAGUUAAUUAAAGAGAAAUUAAAAAGGGUACUCGGGUGCAAAGUACAUCUGUCAUUUUUUGUUGCAUGUACAUAAAAAUAUAAUAAAGUAACUAUUUAUUAAAGCAUAUAAACAUAUUCAUUUUAACAUCUAUCAUAAUACAAUAAUUUUUCUUUUAAUUCAUUUUCACAUUCAAUUUUAUACUCGUUGGCCAGUUUUUAUAUGCUGAAGAAUUCAUAUUUCGAAUAGAAACACGAAAGAAAGUAUUUCUUGUGACGUUAUAAUACUAGAUUUGGAAAUGAUUCUUAAUUCGUCAUUGAUGAUAAAUAAAAUCUAUGCAACUUAUGCACUUCGUACUAUGCUAUACAAAAUUCCAUUUAAAUAAAGAAAAAUACUAAUGAUGCCGUUCUAUAACGGUUUUAUUACAUAUCUUUUUAAUUAUACCAAUAUUAAUAAUCGCAUUUUAGUACGCAGAAACGAUGCACAGUGUUAAUUUUUAAAUAUCGCAAACUCACAAUAAAGUGUGAACAGCUGUGCAUGAAAUAUAAACGAUAUCUAAUGCUAGGCGCAGAUAAAUAUAUUCUUAAAGCCAACAGUGAUAAAUUUUGUUUACAACUUCAAAACUCAUACAAUUAUAAAUUAGUCCUCCAUAUAUGAAACAUAUAUAUAAUGCUAUUCAAUACCUGGAGUCGAAAAAUAUCAAUUAAUCCUAGGACUAAAUAUAAAAUAGCCGGUCAAUUGAUGUUAUACAAUCAUAACUUAUAUAAAAUAAUCAUUUCAAUAUUAGCCUUUUAAUGAAAAGAUUUAAUACUGAAAAUAUUUUUGGUCCCUAUUAUGUUAAAGCACUUAAAAUUCUUAAAAUGCUUUUGAUAUGCACAUUCGCUAAAUAAAUAUUUGGCAAAUAAUAAGAAAUAAACCUUCCGACAAAAAUUUUAUAUAGCAUAAAAACGAGAGAAGACAAGUUAAGUUUGAGUUUGAUAUUCUUUGCCAAUAUUCAUUAUAUUAGAUUAGAAUCAUCAAAAUAUUAACUUUACUUAACUCUCAUUUAAAUAAUGUAUUCAUUUUAUUAACAUGGAAACAGAUUGUAAGCGCUUUAUAAUCUUCCUUUUUUAUCCUUUGAAGCACCUUUCCAUUUUCUUCCAUACUGAAUAAUAUGUAGUUUAUAUAAGUAUAUAUCAAUUAACGUAUAUAUUACUGCUAAACCACAUACAUUAUGCUCAACUAAUAUCUCUGUGCGUUUGUCAUGCAAUUUAAUAUAAAUCUUCACAAACUUUACUUCCUUUUGCUUUUUAUAUAUGUAUAAUACGUAUUCAAAACAUUUAAUUUCAAUUUUUGGAGUUCAAGAUAAAUUAUAAGAGAUAGAACCUAUAGAAUGCAUAAAUAGCCAUGGCACUGAAUUAUUAGUACACCGCAUCUUUGUCAUUUAACAUUUUCAUUAUCAUUAACGUUACUAUUUGCCCUAUUGCUGCAUACAUUUUGAUUCGCUCAUAAUGCAAAUUAUCAGCAAACUUAUGAUCUUUAAAAAUACGCAAUCGAAAAUUACAGCAUAUUAAUAAACUGUUAUAUUCUCUUUAUCUAUUGUAAGGCAGCCUACCUCAGUUUGAAAUUUAUUUAUUUAUCGAUAAUCGAUAAUCUAUCUAAAAUUGUAACCUAAUUAUCUCGUAAUAAUUUAAUUUCAGUAGAAACGUUUUUGUACAUCCAAAUAUAUAUCAACACUAAUAUUAUAUCAGUAUCUUAUCCUUUCUCGUUCUCCCUUUCUUUCUCAUUUUGAAUUUUACGGAGAUUUACAGAAUUUCAUUGUGACUAGAUUUUAUUCAGACUAUAUAGUAGCCUUUCUCGUAUAAAAUAUGGCUACUUAUAAGAUAUACUAAGCUUCAAAAGAAAAUCUCUUCGGAAAAAGCUGUUCAUGAUUUCACUGGCAAAAAAUAUAUUGCAUUGAUAGCACCUGAUACAUUUAAAAAUUUUUUUCCCUAUCUAAGUUAAAUAACGAAUAGCAAACUUUACAAACGUAGGAAAAUUUAUAUUAUUACAAUGAUGAUAUGUACUGUUUAACCAUUUGAAGCAAAACUGGCCAUUCAUAUAUACGUAUUUUCGUUAUAAUAUUUGAAUAAGAAAUUCAUCUUUUAUACAAAAUUUGGAACAAAUAAAAUAAUCCUUUUCAUGUCAUGUUUAUGCUUCAAAAGGUUACAGUAAUAUAUGUGUACACUAUGUGAUAGUACGUGUAUAAAAAAAAACGAGAUCAAUAUCCUUUAAUUAUAGCAAUCUAGUCUGAUAUAAAAAAGAAAAAGACAUCUUUGGUUUAAAAAUAAAUAAGUAACAUAAAAAUAUCAAAAUUAUAUUAAAAAAUUGAGUUUUUUUUGUUAAAAAUGUAAUAUGAAAAUUAUUUAUAGGAAGUUAUUGUCCUGUGGAAGUCGAGUGAAAUUAAAAUAAAAAUAUCUGGAUGUAAAACCAAUAUGGAGUAAAAAACUAAAAAAUACACACUGUAAAUAUUUUUAUGUUUUUUGGGGGGGGUCCAGGAGUCAAAUGAAACGUUUCUUUUUUUUUACAUAUGUAAAAUUCAUAUACAUAUGCAUAAUAUAAAAAAUUCUCAUCAUUGACAUUUUUUUAAUAAUAAAUUGUAAAGUAUCCCCAGGUAAUAUACCUUUUUUUAAAAUUCUAUGCGAAUUAUAUUAACUUAUACAUGUAUGUAUAUAUACCUUGAAACAAUAUAAAUAUAUCUUCAUAUUGUUUCAACAAUACAAAUAUUGAAACAAUAGAAUCUUCUUUUUCUUUUUUUUGUUUUCU